Molecule: messenger RNA, 1416 nt
Organism: Oncorhynchus mykiss (rainbow trout)
Lineage: Eukaryota; Metazoa; Chordata; Actinopteri; Salmoniformes; Salmonidae
Gene: sstr1a
Product: somatostatin receptor 1a
Biological process (GO): cellular response to estradiol stimulus; neuropeptide signaling pathway
Cellular component (GO): neuron projection; plasma membrane
Molecular function (GO): neuropeptide binding; somatostatin receptor activity
Source: RefSeq, a predicted model, not a curated record
AUCGGUAGCUAUCCAUGGUCCUGAAACAACGCACCGUCUGCGCGCCACAGCACAGAGCAACUCCCGUGAGGAGAUGGGUUCCCUGGACAGUCGCACUGAUUGAAAUGAAUUAUUUAACAGAAGACAUAGGCCUAAUUUUUUGAGGAUUCUUCUGGAAAAACACAGCCAAAAUGCUCCCCAACAGCUCUUUCAGGAAUCUAACCCUGGAGGACGGUUUUUUCCUAAUGAACAACUCGUCUGGGAACGAAACGUACAGCGAGUCUCAAGGCAGCGCAAUCCUCAUCUCCUUCAUUUACUCGGUUGUCUGUUUGGUCGGACUGUGCGGGAACUCUAUGGUUAUCUAUGUCAUUUUCAGAUAUGCCAAAAUGAAAACUGCAACAAAUAUCUACAUUCUGAAUCUGGCCAUAGCGGACGAGUUACUUAUGCUGAGUGUCCCUUUCUUGGUGACAUCUUCACUCCUUCACCACUGGCCUUUCGGCUCCCUUCUCUGCCGCCUUGUUCUAAGUGUUGAUGCUAUUAAUAUGUUUACCAGUAUUUACUGCUUAACUGUACUUAGCAUAGACCGAUAUAUCGCGGUUGUGCACCCCAUCAAAGCCUCCCGGUACAGGAGACCCACAAUAGCUAAAAUAGUCAACUUUGGGGUUUGGAUGUUUUCUAUCCUGGUCAUUUUGCCCAUUAUUAUAUUUUCCACCACCGUUCCAAAUUUGGACGGUUCGGUCGCUUGCAACAUUCAGAUGCCAAAGCCAGUUAACCAGUGGAUGGCUGUGUUUGUGAUCUAUGCCUUUCUCAUGGGCUUUCUGUUCCCAGUCAUUGCUAUCUGUAUGUGUUACAUCCUCAUCAUCGCCAAGAUGAGAGUGGUGGCACUGAAGGCAGGUUGGCAGCAGCGUAAGAAGUCGGAGAGAAAGAUCACUCUGAUGGUGAUGAUGGUGGUGACCGUGUUUGUCAUCUGUUGGAUGCCCUUUCACAUUGUGCAGCUCGUCAAUGUUUUUGUGGAGCACCAUAACGCAACACUCAUGCAACUCGCAGUUAUUCUGGGAUACGCAAAUAGCUGCGCCAACCCUAUACUGUACGGAUUUUUAUCAGACAAUUUCAAACGUUCGUUCCAAAGAAUUUUGUGCCUGCGCUGGAUGGACAAUGCAACGGAAGAACCAAUAGAUUACUAUGCCACGGCUCUGAAAAGUCGUGGUUACAGUGUGGAUGAAUUUCAACCGGACAAUAUGGAAUGUGAUGGCACGUAUAGAAAUGGAACCUGUACUUCUAGGACAACGACACUGUAGCAGCAUAUGGACAUGAUGAAAUUAACAAAAAUCAUAAACGUGACCACUGAGUGUUUCGCUCAUUACUAGGCGGUUACUUCGAUAUGUAUUAAUGUUGUUUACUUGCAACUAUUUGAACGCAAUUAAAAUGUUAAAUAAU